CCCCCCCCCCCCCUUUGAUCUCAGCAGUGAGUUCAGGCUCUACAGUGAAUCUCAAUUACUGACACACACCAUAAAGAGAAAAGAGUGUGUGUGCGUGUGUGUGUGUGCGUGUGUGUGUGCGUGUGUGUGCGUGCGUGUGUGUGUGUGCGCGUGAGUGUGUGUGCGCGUGUGUGUGUGCGUGCGUGUGAGAAACAGAGAUAAUGAGACGAUGGGGGAACUGGACGUAUAUUUUCAUUCAGUCAUGUUGCCACAACUACUGAACAGUGUAGUGAUAAUUAUAUGAACUGAAACCACAGACGCGUCUCGAGCUUCAUUUAACACAGAGGUUAAGCUAGAAGUGGGAAUUAAAUCAGUGUAUUAUUAAUUGUUUUAUACAGAUGAGCGGAGCUCCUCGGUUAAAAGCUACAAACUCAGUCAGGAACAAAGACGAUUGAGCAAAAGUCCGUUCAGUGUUGAAGAAUCGUCUCUACAAGAAACUACAUCAACUGUUUCCUCUUGUUUAUAAAACAGACGCUGUGCUGCAGAGUUUUAAAGUAUUACAGAGCCAUUGCAUCAUAAUGACCUCAUUGCUGUUAUACUAACUAAUACUAAUUGUCGAUCACUGCUUUAAGAAUCCAUGUGUUUAGUUCAAAUGUCUCUGCUGAAACUGGACAACACGAUGUUUGUUCCUGCAUCUCUCGUCAACGCGUUCUCACUCCUCAAGUCAUCAAACACAGCAGCCCGUUCAGUGAUCCUACACCUCACUGUAUGACGCUCUACCUACUCUUUAACUUUAAGUAGUUAAGUAGGCUAUGUUACAUUUGUUUUACGUAACUCUACAUAACCUAUGUAAUGUAAUCAAGCAGGCUAAGUGUAGCCUCACUACAACGCGUAUGUAACGUCACUCAUAGGUAAAGGUUGACUUCUGGUUUCACAGCAGUAAUGAACAGAGCUUUUCUGUCUCUUUAUCGCUCUUCAUCCGAUGUAACCUGACUGCAUAGUGUGGCGAGAACGUGUUGACGAGAGACGCAGGAACAAACAUCUUCUUAUCAAGUUGCACCUGAGACAUUUGUAGGAACAUUUGUUGGAGUGAGAACGAGCUGCUCUUGUUGGACGUUUCAUCAUUUUCUUCUACUUCUAGCUCAAAUUGCCACUUUACUUCUAAUCAACUACUUUCUGUGUUUGCUCUGUCUGUCAAUCAUUCCCCAACAUCUACAACAUUACCAGCAUGGUCUGGUUUAUGUUUCAACCGUCAUGAAAUAUUGUCUGCUUUCAUGUGUGUACUCAGGACUCAGGACAGCAGUCCGGACACUAAGGAUCAUCCUGGAGAAACAAGAAAUAAAGUGAACGCUGCCAAUCCUCUUCUAACUUUGCCAUUGGUCGUUGUCUGGUUGGUGUUUUUUCAGAGGAACAGCUGAAGGAAGAGGAGGAGGAAGAAGAGGCGCUGACAGGAAAAGAUGAAGAGGAGCAGCGCAUUGCUGACAUGGGCCGUCCCAUGCUGGGAGACCACGUCAAACUGGAGGUCAUCAUAGAGGAAUCCUAUGAGUUCAAGAACACAGUGGAUAAGCUGAUAAAGAAGACCAACCUGGCUCUGCUGGUAGGAACCAACAGCUGGAGAGACCAGUUCAUAGAAGCCAUCACUGUGAGCGCAGGCGAGGAUGACGACGACGACGAGUGCGGUGAGGAGAAGCUGCCGUCGUGUUUCGACUACGUCAUGCACUUCCUCACCGUCUUCUGGAAGGUUCUGUUCGCCUUCGUCCCGCCCACUGACUACUGGAACGGCUGGGCCUGCUUCGUGGUCUCCAUCUGCAUGAUCGGACUGCUCACCGCCGUCAUCGGCGACCUGGCCUCUCACUUCGGCUGCACAGUGGGCCUGAAGGACUCGGUCACAGCGGUGGUGUUUGUUGCGUUGGGAACCUCUGUGCCAGGUGAGAGAGUGUUUCUGUGACGGUGUGUUCUCUCUCCUAUUGAUCCAACAACAAUCAUCUUAAACAUUCUGCUGCUGGACUUUCUGCCACAUUUCUCUCUUUGGUGUUUAGCUUCAGAAAACCUUCAUGAGCAUAAAAACCCUGAGGUCUUUGUGCUCAUCGGUGACACCUACUCAGAGAGUAAACCUUGACAUUUUCUAUUCCUUUGCUUCUGUUUUCAUGACUGGGCCCUUCAUUCCUUCCAUUGCUGUUCUUCAGCGUAGAUACUGCAGAAUGAAAGAAGCUGCUGUGUUCCUGCAGCGAUGGAUGGUUUUCUUUCAAGCCUCAUUCCAGUUAAAGCUCAUUUAAACUGCAAUCACGUAGAACAAAUCAACGGCAGAAAUGCAGCAGAGGUGUCACCUUCUCCUUAAAAAGGAGAAAUAUGUGUAGGAAGAUGAUUGAGCACAUGAACAAUGUAAAUCUCACGUAGAGACAUUUACAUAUCUGGGGGUGAUGUGUUGCACCGCAGAGGAGAGCUCAACAUGUUUAUGGUUAUUCACAUUUACAUUUAUGUAACAGUUGGCCUCGGUCUUUAACGAGCACAAGAAGGAGGAGCUUCUACAUUUACAAAGGAACAAGAGAGGAAGAGAGCAUUUCAAUUAACGAUAAAAUGAAUCAAAGUUACUACAAGGAACGUUAAACUGGUUAUAAAACAUCUCAGUUUAAUACUCGAUAUGACCUUCAUUAUUACACAAAUAUAUUUCUAUAUUACGAGGUUUUACUGUCAUUAUACAACAGGGUUGCACAAUAAAAUGCAGAUUGCAGUUUUAUUACGUAAGACAACACAAACACACAAAACUAGACCUAAUAUAGUUCUUAUAAUCUCUACAACAUCAGAUGAAACGGCACGCAGGUUCACCAGAAAGUCCUUCAGCUCAGACUCCACAGACCCAGGACGUACUGCUGGACCCGCUG
Anarrhichthys ocellatus (wolf-eel) is the source of this 2861-nucleotide messenger RNA. Its product is annotated as sodium/calcium exchanger 1-like. Gene Ontology annotation, cellular component: axon; postsynapse; sarcolemma. The record is from RefSeq and is a predicted model, not a curated record. The coding region runs from base 1463 to 1927 and encodes 154 amino acids. NCBI's taxonomy places the organism in Eukaryota, Metazoa, Chordata, Actinopteri, Perciformes, Anarhichadidae. Gene Ontology annotation, molecular function: calcium:sodium antiporter activity. Gene Ontology annotation, biological process: sodium ion transmembrane transport; calcium ion import across plasma membrane. The transcript is spliced from 4 exons.